Molecule: messenger RNA, 864 nt
Organism: Funneliformis geosporum
Lineage: Eukaryota; Fungi; Glomeromycota; Glomeromycetes; Glomerales; Glomeraceae
Source: the annotation of a GenBank genome assembly
AUGGCUCAACCGAGAGGUGUGUGCAUUGCUGCGUUAAAAGUUAAAUUUGAAGAAUUUAAUGGCUUUACAUUAUACCUUUUAGAACUUGCGGUAGGAAAUAUUGUUCGUCGUGUACUACGUUUGAUACGUGAUGUAUAUAAUUCUGAAGUGUCCAUUAAAUCUGUUCCUCAAAAAGGUAGAAUUUACGAAUUACAAAGUUAUGGUGGAUCGAAUUCUAUUACGGAGAUGAUUAAUGAACUCGAGAAUAUGUAUGUUAAUAUUGCAGAUCAAGCCAUGGAACACAUUCAUUCUAACGAAUUUAUAAUGACAGUAGGAAAAUCAAGAACAGUUGAAAUGUUCUUGAAAGCCGCAGCGAAGAAAAGAAAAUUCUCGGUCGUAGUUGCAGAAACUUCACCAACAUAUCUUGGACAUGAAAUGGCUUUAUCUCUGUCACAAGCAGGGAUUGAUACAACAGUGAUUUCUGAUUCAGCAAUUUUUGCUGUCAUGUCAAGAGUGAAUAAAGUUAUAAUGGGAACUCAUGCAGUUCUUGCAAAUGGUGGAUUAAUCUCUGUCAGCGGCACUCAAAUGGUUGCCACAGCGGCGAAACAUCAUUCCACUCCAGUUGUAGUUUGUACAGGAUUAUAUAAAUUAUCUCCCCUUUAUCCAUAUGACGAAGAUUCAUUUAAUGACAUGGUUGCUCCUGAUUCCGUGAUGCGUUUCGAUGAAGGAGAUUUAAUUGAUAAAGUUACACUUAUAAAUCCCUAUUACGAUUAUGUUUCACCUGAACUUGUUAAUUUAUUUAUCACAAAUACCGGUGGACAUCCUCCUUCAUAUUUGUAUAGACUUAUUAAUGAAAAUUAUGAUCCUGAAGAUACUGAUAUAUAA